CUUUCCUCCCUCACAGGUAAUCCACAAUGGUUUUGAAGCACAACAACCAAUUGCCUAACCAGCACUUCCGCAAACAAUGGGACCGCCGUGUUAAGACCUGGUUCGAUCAAGCCGGUCGUAAGAAGUCUAGAAGAAUUGCGCGUGUUCAAAAGGCUGGUCGCAUCGCCCCCAGACCCAUCGACGGUCUCCUCCGUCCUGCCGUUCGUUGCCCUACUGUCCGUUACAACAUGAAGUUAAGAGCAGGCCGUGGUUUCACCCUCGAGGAACUCAAGGAAGCUGGCAUUCGUCGUAAGGAAGCUCGUUCUAUCGGUAUUGCUGUUGACCACCGUCGUCGCAACAGAUCCAACGAAUCUCUUGAACUCAACGUUCAACGCUUAAAGGCUUACAAGGCUAAGCUUAUUGUCUUCCCUCGCAAGGCUGGUAAGCCCAAGAAGGGUGACUCUGAAGCUGCUGAAGUUGCUUCUGCUGUUCAAUUCCGUGGACCUCUCUUCCCUGUUGAACAAGUUGCUGCUGCCCCUGAAGCCCGUGAGAUCACUGCCGAAGAAAAGAAGGUCAAUGCUUACAUGAAGCUUCGUUACGCCCGUUCUGCUGCUCGUACUCUCGGUGCCCGUGAGAAGCGUGCCCGUGAUAAGGCUGAAGAGGAAGCCAACAAGAAGAAAUAAAUCUCUUUAAAAGUCGCGCUACAAUAAAUGUAAAUGACAUUGUUAACAGUGAUUCCGGUACCAUUUUGCUCUUUUGCAAAAUAAAUUGGCAGUUUUUCGAUGAAAUAUGGAUGUAUUAGAAAAAAGAGGCUGA
Rhizopus microsporus ATCC 52813 is the source of this 795-nucleotide messenger RNA. Its product is annotated as ribosomal protein L13e. The record is from RefSeq and is a predicted model, not a curated record. Gene Ontology annotation, biological process: translation. Bases 27 to 662 code for a protein of 211 amino acids. NCBI's taxonomy places the organism in Eukaryota, Fungi, Mucoromycota, Mucoromycetes, Mucorales, Rhizopodaceae. Gene Ontology annotation, molecular function: structural constituent of ribosome; RNA binding. The transcript is spliced from 4 exons. Gene Ontology annotation, cellular component: ribosome; cytosolic large ribosomal subunit.